Leptidea sinapis is the source of this 3748-nucleotide messenger RNA. It is a transcript of the gene Septin4, whose product is annotated as septin-2. Lineage: Eukaryota; Metazoa; Arthropoda; Insecta; Lepidoptera; Pieridae. Gene Ontology annotation, cellular component: synaptic vesicle; septin ring; microtubule cytoskeleton. The transcript is spliced from 8 exons. Gene Ontology annotation, molecular function: molecular adaptor activity; GTPase activity; GTP binding. The record is from RefSeq and is a predicted model, not a curated record. Gene Ontology annotation, biological process: cytoskeleton-dependent cytokinesis; regulation of exocytosis. Bases 381 to 1493 code for a protein of 370 amino acids.
CACACGCACAGAACCGCGCACAAACAAUGUGAUUUAAAUUUCCUUUUUUCGAUUUUUCUAUCUAUUUUUAAAUAUACAAAUCCUUAGUAUUAGUGUUCGUGAUAUAUUGUAUAAGUGUCGCGCGACAUCUGACAUCGCUCUAGCUUUUAAGUAAUAAUGUCGACAUUUUUAUUGCAAUUUUUUGUUGUUUACGUCUAGUGUUAACAAUUUACAAGCACGGAACUGUUUAUAGUAAUAUGUCAAACCCGGGUUAGUGGGAUGCUGUUAAUCCACGUUACAAAAUUCUAAAAUAGUUAAACAAAUAUGAAAAUUGCAUACAAAUUUUCAUUAAAUUAAAAGAUAUUUUGGCACCAGCUCCAGAAGAUUAACCAAGCUUGUAAAUGAUGAGUGCGGAACGCGAUCGCAAUGAGAGAGAUUACAUCGGGUUCGCUACACUACCGGAGCAAGUGCACAGGAAAUCUGUUAAACGAGGGUUUGACUUCACACUGAUGGUGGUGGGAGAGUCAGGCCUGGGCAAAUCUACUCUUAUCAACAGUCUAUUCCUUGGUGACUUAUACAAAGGCAGGAAAAUACCCGAUGUGCAAGAUCGAAUAGAGAAGACAACGACAAUAGAGAAGAAAACAAUGGAGAUAGAGGAAAGGGGGGUUAAACUACGUCUUACAAUAGUCGACACCCCGGGCUUCGGUGACGCAAUCAACUGCGAGGACUCAUGGAGGGUGUGUUCUGCGUACGUGGACGAGCAGUUCCGACAGUACUUCACCGACGAGAGUGGCCUUAAUCGACGGCACAUGCAGGACAAUAGAGUCCACUGCUGUCUUUAUUUUGUCCCCCCUUGGACGCACAGCUUGCGACAAGUGGAUUUAGAGAUGAUGAAGAGACUCCAUCGCAAAGUGAACAUCGUGGUGGUGAUAGCAAAGGCCGACUCCCUCACUGCAGCUGAAGUAAAGCGUCUUAAAGCGCGCAUACUGAGUGACCUGGACGAACAUCAAAUUCAAGUGUACCAGUUUCCUGAAUGUGACAGCGAUGAAGAUGAAGAGUUUAAACAGCAAGAUCGAGAUCUGAAAGCAGCAGCCCCUUUCGCUGUAGUAGCUGCGGACACUGUACUAGAAGUCGGUGGCAAACGAAUACGAGGCAGGCAGUAUCCCUGGGGAAUAGUUGAUGUUGAGAACCCUCGCCACUCGGACUUCACAAAGCUACGGACUAUGCUGAUCUCCACGCAUAUGCAGGACCUGAAAGACGUCACUCAAGACGUGCACUAUGAAAACUUCAGGGCACAGUGCAUCUCUCAGAUAUCGCAACACGCGAUGCGAGAACGAGGGAAACUGAAGAGAGAUUCAAUGGGUAAUAAUAAUGACGUAAGUGUCAUUACUGACACAGAUCGACUGCUGUUACAAAAGGAUGAAGAGAUACGACGUAUGCAAGAUAUGUUAACACAGAUGCAAGAGAAGUUAAAAGCGUCAGACAAAAAAAAUGACUCUAUCAUUGAUGUAUAGAGUGGAGGAGUACUUUAGUUUAUUAUUAGAAACAACAAACCUCUUUAGAAAGAAUCGAUGAAUUUAGAAUUUCGAUGACCUUAUUUGUGUCGACGUAAAGUUUUAUGGACAUCGCAUAUUAUAUUAUAUGCAUAACAGAAAUGCAUGGGAAAAUUUACAGACAUUCAAUACAUUAUAUUUGAUAGAUAAAUCAAAUCAUUAGUACGAUAUUAUGGUAGAUUUCAAGAAAACUGAAACUUGAGCAUUGAAGUAAAUGAAAAAUAUCACAAAUUCUAAAAUAUUUAAAUUACAGGUUUUUAAGUUUUUCUCAUUUUGUAUUGGAUUAAAACCCAACGCUGCUCGUAAUCUUAAAGAGAACUAAAAUCUGUAAAUAAACAAAACGCAUUUGAUAUGAACUAGUAUCAACAGAAAAUUUGAUGGAGUCUCUUUUAUCCAAAAUAUUAAAAUACCACUUUGUUGGUUCAUAACUUUACGUCGAUGCUAAUUUGUAGUUUGUUGUCGUUGUAGCUAAUUUACAGGUAGAUCUAGCGUUAAUAUCACAGGUCGGACUUAUGAACUAGGUACCUACUGACCUAUGUAGUUAUCAAUUUGCAAAUUGUAGUCUCUUAUCGGAUAGUGCCACAGCAAUAACCGUCAUUGCACCUAUUGCAGGUAGACGAUUCACACUUUUUAGAAAAUGUCAAUCUAUCAAGUAGUAAAUUUACUGUAAAUAAAGCUUAUAUUCGAUAAUUUAUACAACGUGACAAUGAUAACCAGAAUAUUCCUAACCUGUUCUAUUCGGAGCAUCACGUGUAUGGUUGCCUUAACUUUUUCUGCAAGAAGUAGAGCGUGCCUGAUUUCAGGAAUAAUGACCGAAUAAAUAAUACAGUUAAAUCAUUUGCCCGCUAUUUCAAAUACAUUUUUUUAUUUGUUAUAUAAAGGCUUUGGAAACAAGUCCUUUAAGCUGAAGAUGAAAUAAUUAAUAAUUACUUUUGCAAUUGCUACAGACAAUCAAUGUUAUUUUUAAUAUAAUUCAGCGAUAAAUUGAAACAUCUCUUAAUGUAUUACACUAAAAAUAACUGAUAUCUAGGCAGAAUCUCUUUAGAUAAAUAGUAUACUUCCAAUAUUUAAUAUGUAAGAUACAUUUUGGUUCAAGAGAAAAUAUGUAACAAAAUAUUAAUCGUAAGAAUUUGACAUUAAUUGUCUCACAGAAAAAAGACCGAGAAGGAAAAUACUCGUAGUUCCAUAAUAGUUAAUUAUGCAACUGUUGUGUAAUUAGGGGUAUUAAAACACGAUUGUGGAUUUAUCACACCAGGCGAAGCCGAGUGUGAUAAUAGUAUCACAUGAGUGUUUUAAUGCCUAAUUAUCAACAGUUGCAAACAAAACUAUCUACACCCAUAAUAUGAAUCCUCUAAAAGAUUCUGGAACAGUUAGCUUACUGCUAACAUUAAAAGUUAAAACACCAUUCCUAGUAGUAACCUAAUAUCAUUCAUUACUGAUUAUAUACAAAUAAAGUAAGUAUUAAUGAAACAAUUAUUUAUUUUAGUAGUUAUUUACAUUUUGUAUAGUGCAAUAUUUAAAAUACACUCGAAUAUAAUGUUCUUUUGCAGCGUUUAAAAUGAAUCGCUCAAAAAUAUCGAAGAAAAAUGGCGGGGAUUCGAAUACCCUACUUUUUGUUUACGGCGCGCGACUUUCUGGGAGUGUGGAGCGCGCGUAAACGAAAGUGUUCUUUUUUUGAAAUUCAUACAGAUACCACGCAUCGAGCAAUAAGAAUGUGGCUGUCUGUUGAAACUCUUUGCGCAUGAAGGGAUAAAAAAAACAUAGGAGUGUUGUUAUGAAAUUCAGUACAACAUUACAACACUCUUUUGAGUGAUGUAAUGGUUAUUAGAACAUUUGGUGUUUUAAUGUUGUUAAUAAGCUAACUGUUUCAGAAUCUUUAAUAGAGGAUUUAAAGCAUGGGUGUAGAUAAAGUAAUUAAUUCUUCAAAUAAUAACUUCUUCUUAGGUACCUACGUCAAGAUUUUUUUUUUCAUAUUUUUAACCAUAUGGGAUAUGUAAAUGUUUUAUUCUCCUUUAUGUUAUCUCAAAAUAAAAGAUACACAAAAUAUUGAGAUAACAUAUCGGAAUUAGGUUGUUCUAUAUUUUUUACUAAUAAGAUAAAUCCCUUAAUAUACCUUACCAAAGUUUUACACAAUAAAUAAAAGUUAUUACUUAUACAUUAUUUAUUAUUAUUAUUAUUAUUACUGACUGAAUUAAAUUGAUACCAAUUUUAUUUAA